Messenger RNA from Monoraphidium neglectum, 338 nucleotides. RefSeq lists its product as hypothetical. The annotation marks the transcript as partial. The record is from RefSeq and is a predicted model, not a curated record. The transcript has a single exon. NCBI's taxonomy places the organism in Eukaryota, Viridiplantae, Chlorophyta, Chlorophyceae, Sphaeropleales, Selenastraceae.
GGGCGCCGGACGCCUCAGAUCACGAGCAGAAGCUGCCGCAAUUCAGGCAGAGCGUGCACGAGAUGUACGCAGCCGUGGCGGACAAGCCUCUAACGGUGGACAACGUGCGCCUGGAGUCUCUAGGCGGCGCGCCCGGCGAGCCCCCGCCCCCGCUGCGCACGCAGCAGGCGGUUUUGGACCGGGAGCUCGCGCGCGUGUACGACGCGCGCUCCCUGCGCGAGGUGCACGCCGCACUUGAGACGGCGGUGGAGCACCUGCAGCAGCUGGAGGCGUUCAAGCGGAUCGACGCUCUUAUUGACGACGAGCCGCCGGUGCGCCUCAAGCAGCGCUGGUUCUAG